AUAAUGCCAGUGCUCUAGACAGCCUCAGUACAGGAAACAAACAUGGUGUAAAUGGGACAACCAGCUACAUCCUUCCCUUCCACUUAAAAAAGACCAGCUACACCAUCAUGGAUUCAAACAAUAAGAAUAGUCCCAUGUUCCUGGUAUUUCCUCCAGAGGUCACCAGUCCAGAACAACAAACAACUCUUACAGCCUCAGCCUAUAAUGCCCAAAACCGAGUGCAGAAAGUCCUUAUUAGAAAACUGAAGGUCUUAGGGACAACCCAGAUCCUGUGUGGAAUCAUGAACUUUUCAUUUGGAGUUGUUUUCCUUUUCACCUUGGUAAACCCAUAUCCAAGGUUUCCUUUUAUAUUUAUCUCAGGAUAUCCAUUUUGGGGCUCUGCUUUGUUCAUUAACUCUGGAGCAUUUCUGAUUGCACUGAAAAGAAAAACUACGGACUAUAUGAUAAAAAUGAGCCAGGUGAUGAAUUUACUUAGUGCCCUGGGAGCAACAGCUGGAAUCAUUCUCCUGAUAUUUGGUUUCCUUCUAGAUGGAGAAUUCAUCUGUGGCUAUUCUCCAGAUGCUAGUCAGUGUGCUGCUAUUACCACUCUGUUCAUUGGGAUUUUGGCUAUGCUGAUGAUCUUCAGCAUUACUGAGCUGUUCAUCUCCCUCUUUUCCUCAACUUUGUGGUACACCAGAGAAUAACUUGGGGAAUGCUGUUCUUGAAUAGCACUGUGCAAAUAAAGAUGCAAAGCAGUACAUCUCAGAGGAUAGUAGGCUCAUGAGAAAGAGCCAAGACACAUACAUACUUAAAACUCGCAGUUUUGAAGCAAAAGAGGUUGGGGGUGACUCAAGGGGGAUCAUUUUGGGUGAUGAAAUCCAUCCUGUACCCUUGGAAGGCCACUUCCUCACCCAACAGAACACUCACUUUGGUGUGAUCAUUCUUCUUGCUCGUUGUGGCAUGGCCACUCUAUAAGUAAAGAUAUGAACUGAAGUUCAAAC
Messenger RNA from Microtus ochrogaster (prairie vole), 980 nucleotides. RefSeq names its product membrane-spanning 4-domains subfamily A member 5. The record is from RefSeq and is a predicted model, not a curated record. Gene Ontology annotation, biological process: cell surface receptor signaling pathway. Gene Ontology annotation, cellular component: plasma membrane. Lineage: Eukaryota; Metazoa; Chordata; Mammalia; Rodentia; Cricetidae.